This is a messenger RNA of Microtus ochrogaster (prairie vole), 1611 nucleotides long. RefSeq names its product laminin subunit alpha-1-like. Bases 619 to 1611 code for a protein of 330 amino acids. The transcript is spliced from 9 exons. Lineage: Eukaryota; Metazoa; Chordata; Mammalia; Rodentia; Cricetidae. The record is from RefSeq and is a predicted model, not a curated record.
CACCGACGCCUCCGACGCUCCACCGACGCCUCCGACGCUCCUGACGCCCCUCCCACGGUCCCGACGCCUCCGACGCUCCCGAUGCCUCUGAUGCCCCCGAUCCUAAGCUCCUGACGCCUCCGACGUCCCUCCGACACCUCCGAUGCUCCCAACACCUCCGAUGCCCCCGACGCCCCUCCGACGCCUCCGAUGCCCCCGACGCCCCUCCGACGCCCCCGUUUCACUCCCUCCCUCCCUCCUUCCCGGACCCGCCGCGCCCCACUCCAGCCCGCCUAUGCUCUGGCCGCCUCUGCCAGGCUUCUCUCCUUGCUCCACCACCGCGGCCUGAGGAAGGAUAGAGGGAUGGACAAAUGGACGACGGAGGAAUGGCCACGCUGGGCCAUCCCAAAUGAUAAUGUGCAGAGGGUUACUAUGGAAACCCAACAGUGCCAGAGGGAAUCUGUGUACCAUGCAACUGCAGCAGCAAUGCUGAUACCUUGGAGGCUGGCCACUGUGACUCUGUCACCGGGGAAUGUCUGAAGUGCUUGUGGAACACAAAUGGUGCCCAUUGUGAAAGGUGUGCAGAUAGCUUCUAUGGAGAUGCUGUGACUGCCAAAAAUUGCUGAGCCUGUAACUGCCAUGAAAAUGGCUCCCUUUCUGGCGUGUGCCAUCUGGAGACUGGGCUGUGUUGAUUGCAAACCUCAAGUGACAGGCCAGCAGUGUGACCAGUGCCUGCCUGGCUAUUAUGGGCUGGACACAGGGCGUGGCUGUGUGCCCUGUAACUACAGUGUGGAGGGUUGCACAUCAGACAACUGCACAAAGAAUGGCCAAUGUUCCUGUGUGCCAGGUGUUGGUGGGAAAACAUGCGACAGGUGUUCACACGGUCUCUAUGGGUACCAGGAUGGUGGCUGUACACCCUGCGACUGCGCACAUACUCAGAAUAACUGUGACCCCGAUUCUGGAGAGUGCCUCUGCCCUCCUCAUACCCAGGGUCUGAAGUGUGAGGAGUGUAAAGAGGGGUACUGGAACCUGGACCCAGAGCGGGGGUGCCAGGCUUGCAACUGCAGCAUUGCUGGCUCCACAGGUCCCCAGUGUGACGUUCUCUCUGGCCAGUGCCAUUGCAAAGAAGGGUUUGGUGGACAGAACUGCGAUCAGUGCUCCUUGGGUUACAGGAGGUUUCCUGACUGUGUUCCCUGUGACUGUGACCCGAGGGGCACACUGGCCGACACCUGUGACCUGGAACAGGGUCUCUGCAGCUGCACAGAGGACAGUGGUACAUGCUCCUGCAAGAUAAUGCUUGCCUUUGAUGAGCUCCUCCUGCAUGUGGUUUCCCAGAGCAACCUCAAGGGCACAGUUGAAGGCGUGCAUUUCCAGGACCCUGACACCUUGCUGGAUGCAGAGGCUGUCCUCCAGCAUGUCCAUGGGGAGCCAUUUUACUGGCGGCUUCCAAAACAGUUUGAGGGAGACGAGGACUGUGCUCCUGGGUACCACAGAGGGAAGCUCCCAGAAAGCUGUGGCUGGGGACCCCGCCCUCUGCUGGCUCCUUGUGUGCCCUGCAGUUGCAACAACCACAGCGAUGUCUGUGACCUGGAAACUGGGCAGUGUCUGGAACCUGCUGGUGGCAUUCUGUGA